CUUUUGGCAAUCAACCUGUACUUUUGUAUAUGCCUCAAAUGGUUGCAAUAGAAAUUAUAAAGGAUGUAAAGGGUUUUUUUGCUGAAAUAAUGGCUGGAGGUCGUGGGUUCGGACAUCCAGAUUAUGAUGGUAUGAGUGACAGUGACACAAACUUGAAUGUGAAAAAAGAUGGCUCAAAGACAAAGAGAAAAAGUAAUGAAGAAUACAUAGAAGCUCAAUUACAAGCUUAUAUUUCAAGACUAAAAUCAGAUAAGAUUCCAAUUAACAUUGGUAUCAAACAACCAAAUUCAGCAGAUCAUGAACAAUGGUCAGCUUAUAUUAAAGAAGUAAAAAAAUUUUCAGAGGAAAUGAAGCAUAAUGCUGAAUGGACUUUUGUAG
Messenger RNA from Dentiscutata heterogama, 378 nucleotides. The record is from the annotation of a GenBank genome assembly. NCBI's taxonomy places the organism in Eukaryota, Fungi, Glomeromycota, Glomeromycetes, Diversisporales, Gigasporaceae.